AAACAAUUAUAAGGAAAAUCACAAGACUUACGGUGCAUUUGGAUAUUGUAAUAUUGAUCAUCCUGAUACCUGUGAUAAUUGUAAAAGUUUAUUUAGUUUUUUUGAUCAAUUAAAAGAACAAUUAGGAUCAGAAUUUAAUGAUAUGCUUGAUAAUUAUCAAAUAAAACUUAUAUCAUAG
This is a messenger RNA of Funneliformis caledonium, 178 nucleotides long. The record is from the annotation of a GenBank genome assembly. Lineage: Eukaryota; Fungi; Glomeromycota; Glomeromycetes; Glomerales; Glomeraceae.